UGGUUGAUUCAAGCUAUGCAUCACAUUGACUUUUACUUAGGUUGGGUAGGUCGCCAAUAAAACACUAGCGGAAUUAUAUUUGCUUUGUGAUAAUUGCACCACUUUCACCGACUCUGGAAUAACGCCGAAUCGUGAGGUAUCUCGUGCAUUGUGCAACAGUUUCAACCUGUUAGCCUUGUGACCCACAGUCACAAUCACCAUCUUCUUCCACGAUGAAGGCACUUGUGGUGGUUGUAAUUUUCUCUUGUCUGGUCGCCGGGGCAGCCCGAGCUGAGGAGUCCACCGAAUGGCAGGUCGAAUGGACCACGGAACCAGCGUACAACCUCAGCCUCGUCGAACCGUUCACCGUCCCCGGAUAUCUUCUACCAGACCUUAACAUAAGUGACAUCAUAUCUACAGUAGGCAUGAUGUACCAAGCUGAAGAUCUCGUCCAUGCGAUCGGUUCCCUGUGCGUUGAGAUAGGGCCAAAGCUUAGCUGGCUUUCCGAUGGAGCAAUGCAAGAGCUUUGUGAUCCUGUCCUUGAGGCUCUCCGGAAUGGAUCCUAUGCUGAAGCCUACUCUAUUUGUCAGAAUUCUUGGUCCUUUCUUGAAACACUCAUUGGAGGUGAAGAAGGUGGACUUGAAGGUGAAGGUGAGAUUGACCACGGUCCAAUAAGACGAAAGCGUUGGGGAUUGUCAGUUCCCUCGAUUGAACUUCCGCCUCUCCCAUCGUCUCCCAUACAAGCUGUUCUGAACAUAACUGUCCCGUUUUCACCACUCGAAGAUUUGGAUUUUAACUGGACCAACCCUUUAUUCGAUGAUACUGCGAACAUGGUCGAGAAUAUUGGACUCAUCCCAGACUUGAAUAGAAAUUGGUCGUUUCCAAUAUUCGACGGUACAGGUAUUGAAGUUGAUUUCCCAUAUCCCGAAUUUUCCGACAAGUAUGGGAUAUGUUCAAGUCUGGCGGGGCUCAUUUCAUACAACCAGCCAUCAUCUCCCAGUCAUGGCAGUAUCUUUGGAGUGGUUCUAAACGUCAUUGUUGCCGAACAGGUUAGAUCAAUCCCUGGUAAAUGUCUGUCUUUCUUUGACGGUGAAGAGGGUAGUGGUGACAUUGACGACGAUCCGUCCUUCAAACACGAACCUGGUGCAAUGAUAUGGGCAUUCGCAACGCUUGGUGGCUUCGAUGAUAUUGAGCAGAUCUGCAAUGUUUCUAGUUGGGCGCUUCUUAUGAGAGAUGAGGGGAAGUUUGAACUGUUCAAUGAACUCGUAAACCAAAUAACUACAAGCAUUUACAGUGUCAUUAGCAGCAGAAGCCGGUGUAUUGAAUUUGCAGAUAGCCUCCAUGCUAAUAUUGGCCUAGCACCAGGAAACUACUCUCAUUUCACCAGUAGUGAAGCGCUUUGUGAUGAAAUACUGGAUUCUCUCUAUUGGAGAGGCAAUAUGAGCGAGAUCGAUUUUUACAAUUAUGAUAGUAUGGAUGAAAAAGAUGCUUUCAUUUAUCUGCUCUCUAUUGUAGAAAUACUUUCCCAUAAAUCGGACAUGGCAUCCCUUGAAUUUCUCUGCCGAAUGUCUCCGUAUGCUGAUGAAAUGUUCUGUACUUCCUUGGCAUACAAUGACUACAGGGAUGUUUCAAGGGAAGACAUUAUUGAGCAUUGUCUGAGAUACGUGGCAUUUGAUGGCUUUGAAUUUGAUUUCCUAGCCCUUCUCAACGCAAUUGGCGCCGAAUUCGAGUUCGACUUUUACGACUUCGAUCAAACUUGCUCACACCUCACUGAUAUCGUCUUUAAUAGCGUAAUCAGACAACAAUUUACAAUCGACAACAUGAUCCAGAAGGGGAUGAAAGCUAUUGGUAGGGUCCUAUCACCAAUCUUCUGUGAUUUGCACUCAUUCCGAAACGGUUCGCUUGAUUCCUUGGAAGCCCCAUGCGGAACUCCGGGACGAGGUUGCUUCAACUGGACAAGACCAGGCGAGGACUACUUCUUUGAUCGUUUGGAUGAAGGCUUUAUUGUCGGGACCAUCUUCAGCUAUCUCGGAGGCUACAGGGAUGGAGAUCACAUCUGCCACCAGAUGGCCUUUGCACUGGAUGAUGAGACAGUACUCGAUAUGGUGGCUGGUAAAUUGCGGGACAGUGUCUACAGACUGUUCGAUGAUGUACCAUUCUGUUCUGACACAAUCGGCCUCAUCGAAAAACUCAUAGGUGUCGACGAACAUGCUGCUCAGAUGAUCGGCUUCAAUAGUACGGAUGCCUUCUGCGGGGAAAUAUCCAAAAUCUACCAUCAGGGCGGCAACUAUAACUUUAGUUUUGUACCUCUCUUAGACCUCUUUACAAACCAUAGUCACGGACUGGAACACUUUGUUACGUCUGAGUCUAUAAUGCACGUCACGACUGAGAUGAUGAAAUUCGCUGCCAUGAUAAUGCACUCGGACAACAUUGGAGAUGCCAUUUCCAAAUCGUGUUACAUGUGGCAGGACUCUGGUCCAGGGAUUACUAUGCCUUUAUUUGAGGUUGAUGAUUUAUGUCAAGUUGUCUUGGCCCUUAAUCCUGCAGAACUCCAAGAUGUCUGCAUCCAUGACAUAAUUCCGUGGAUUGAGGACCUUUUUGAUCACCAUCAUGAUGAUGAAGAAAGGGGAGAAGAAAACGAAAUUGACUUUGAUUUCACAGGGAUUUUGGAAACGGUAGGCGAAGAAUUCGGAUUCGACUUUCACGAUUCUCACCAAAGUUGCUCUCAUCUUACUGGUAUUCUCUUUGAUGAUACCGUCAGCCAAAACUUUCCAAUCGACAGCGUUGUGGUAAGGGGAAUAAGAGCUGUUGGUAAGAUAGUAUCACCCAUAUUCUGUGAUUUUGAAUCAUUCUAUGACCUCCCAGCGAGUCACUUGGAAGCUCCGUGCGCAACUCCUGGACAAAAUUGCUUUGAUUGGUCAAGCCGAGGAGAAGACUUCUUCUAUGAGCGAGAAGAUAUUGGCUUUGUCAUUGGUACAAUUUUCAGUUAUAUUGGAGGCUACAGAGAUGGGGACCACCUUUGUCACCAAAUGGCCUUUGCACUGGAGGAUGAUGCACAACUUGACAUGGUCGCAAAUAAAAUGAAGGAUAGUAUCUUUCGAUUCUUCAACGACCCGUCAUUCUGUCCUGUGACGAUGGACCUUAUCAACAGGCUCAUCGGAUUUGACGAGGAUGCUGCAAGUUUACUCGGCUUUGAGAAUGCGGAUGCCUUCUGCGGGAAGGUCAAUCAAAUAUACAAUGAAGAUGGCGAUUAUAACGUCAGUUUGGAGCCUCUCUAUGUUUUGUUUGCCAAUGUUGAAGAAGAAGGAGAAUUUGACCCUGCAGCCAUUAUAAAUGCCACAACCGAGAUGAUUAAAUUCGCCGCCAUGAUCAUGCGUUCAGACCACAUUGGGGAUGCCAUUUCUAAAACAUGCUACGUGUGGCAGGAAUCUGCUGCAAUGUUAAAUAUUUCAGAGGUUGACGAUUUAUGUAAAACAGUAUUGGCCUUUAAUUCUGCAGAACUCCAAGAUGUCUGCAUCCACGAACUAUUUCCGUGGAUUGAGGAUGUUUUUGACCACCAUGAGGAUGAUGAAAUGAGGGAAGAAGAAAACGAAAUUGACUUUGAUUUCACAGGGAUUCUCGAAACGGUAGGCGAGGAAUUCGGAUUCGACUUUCACGAUUCUCACCAAAGUUGCUCUCAUCUUACUGGUAUUCUCUUUGAUGAUACCGUCAGCCAAAACUUUCCAAUCGACAGCGUUGUGGUAAGGGGAAUAAGAGCUGUUGGUAAGAUAGUAUCACCCAUAUUCUGUGAUUUUGAAUCAUUUCAUGACCACCCAGAUACUGUCUUGGAAGCUCCGUGUGCAACUCCUGGACAAAACUGCUUUGAUUGGUCAAGCCGAGGAGAAGACUUCUUCUAUGAGCGAGAAGACAUUGGCUUUGUCAUUGGUACAAUUUUCAGUUAUAUCGGAGGCUACAGAGAUGGGGACCACCUUUGUCACCAAAUGGCCUUUGCACUGGAUGAUGAUGAACAACUUGACAUGGUAGCAAAUAAAAUGAAGGAUAGUAUCUUCCGAUUCUUCAACGACCCAUCAUUCUGUCCUGCGACGAUGGACAUUAUCAACAAGCUCAUCGGAUUUGACGAGGAUGCUGCAAGUUUACUCGGCUUUGAGAAUGCGGAUGCCUUCUGCGGGAAGGUCAAUCAAAUAUACAAUGAAGAUGGCGAUUAUAACGUCAGUUUGGAACCUCUCUAUGUUUUGUUUGCCGAUGUUGAAGAAGAAGGAAACUUUGACCCUGCAGCCAUCAUGAAUGCCACAACCGAGAUGAUUAAAUUCGCCGCCAUGAUCAUGCGUUCAGACCACAUUGGAGAUGCCAUUUCUAAAACAUGCUACGUGUGGCAGGAAUCUGCUGCAAUGUUAAAUAUUUCAGAGGUUGACGAUUUAUGUCAAACAGUAUUGGCCUUUAAUUCUGCAGAACUCCAAGAUGUCUGCAUCCACGAACUAUUUCCCUGGAUUGAGGACGUUUUUGACCACCAUGAUGAUGAUGAAAUGAGGGAAGAAGAAAACGAAAUUGACUUUGAUUUCACAGGGAUUCUCGAAACGGUAGGCGAGGAAUUCGGAUUCGACUUACACGAUUCUCACCAAAGUUGCUCUCAUCUUACUGGUAUUCUCUUUGAUGAUACCGUCAGCCAAAACUUUCCAAUCGACAGCGUUGUAGUAAGGGGAAUAAGAGCUGUUGGUAAGAUAGUAUCACCCAUAUUCUGUGAUUUUGAAUCAUUUCAUGACCACCCAGAUACUGUCUUGGAAGCUCCGUGUGCAACUCCUGGACAAAACUGCUUUGAUUGGUCAAGCCGAGGAGAAGACUUCUUCUAUGAGCGGGAAGACAUUGGCUUUGUCAUUGGUACAAUUUUCAGUUAUAUUGGGGGCUACAGAGAUGGGGACCACCUUUGUCACCAAAUGGCCUUUGCACUGGAGGAUGAUGCACAACUUGACAUGGUCGCAAAUAAAAUGAAGGAUAGUAUCUUUCGAUUCUUCAACGACCCGUCAUUCUGUCCUGUGACGAUGGACAUUAUUAACAGGCUCAUCGGAUUUGACGAGGAUGCUGCAAGUUUACUCGGCUUUGAGAAUGCGGAUGCCUUCUGCGGAAAGGUCAAUCAAAUAUACAAUGAAGAUGGCGAUUAUAACGUCAGUUUUGAGCCUCUCUAUGUUUUGUUUGCCAAUGUUGAAGAAGAAGGAGAAUUUGACCCUGCAGCCAUUAUAAAUGCCACAACCGAGAUGAUUAAAUUCGCCGCCAUGAUCAUGCGUUCAGACCACAUUGGAGAUGCCAUUUCUAAAACAUGCUACGUGUGGCAGGAAUCUGCUGCAAUGUUAAAUAUUUCAGAGAUUGAUGAUUUAUGUCAAUUGGUUCUUGAGGACAAUUCCGAUGCUGUUUACCAAGUCUGCAUGGGUGAACUUUUCCCACUUAUUGAGUCAAUUCUAGAAGACGAGAUGUAUGAUUUCAAUGAUAAUCAUACAAACACCGUUGUAGAUUUAUCGAACAUUGAGAUCUGUCUCGAUAAUGGCGAGGUGACUUUUGAGGCACUUGAAAAUUUAGAUAUAUUGGCAUAUCUACUACAAACCACACACAAGCUCUAUAAUUUAACCGUGUUCGACGAGAGCAACAUUUGUAGAGCAGUGACCAGCGUAGUAGAAUCUAGAAAUGACAUUCCGACACUGAUAUCUGAAUUUGCUGUGGAAAUGAUGUCCCUCUUCAUGCCGCUUGGUGCAGAAAUAUGCUCUUGUUGGGAUCAAGUUUUUGAUGAUCUCUUCUCGGACUCCGACGACUCGGAAUUUGGCGUAAACCAAUUCAAUGAGAUAGUCCGGAUUGCUGUGAACAGUAUUGGAUUAGACAGUCGUCAUGAACUCUGUGACCAUCUCAUUCAUCUAAAGCCGGACAACAUGUCUGAUUACGCACAAACGGUGAUUGAGGAAAUCCUUGGUUUUACGGCUGAUCCUGAGAAGUGUGCCUGUACCGCCAAUCGUGUCAUCGAUUUCAUCCUUCCCUUGGUUAAUGUUUCAAUGGAGGAAAUCAAUAACUACCUUUACCAGUACCUGGGAUACCAUUCUGUGGAUCACGUGUGUAGUUUCGUGGCCCAAUCCUUCUCGGGAGUAAUAGUCGACCCUUCAAGCAUAAACUGUAACAGCCAACAAGAACCAACAACCAAAGCUACGACCACAACUCAAUCAUCAUUAGACAAUAAUGGAAACUCAACUCAAUCAUCAAUAGACAAUACUGGAAACUCAACUCAAUCACCAAUAGACAAUACUGGAGACUCGAAUGAAACUUCGACUGACGACGAAACCUGUCUCUUCAUCACUGACUGCGCCGGUGUAUGCAACGGUAACGCUAGUUUGGAUUGCGCCCGAGAAUGCGGCGGCAGCGCGGCACUCGACUGCGCCUUCAAGUGCGGUGGCUCUGCGACCACGAACGAAUGUGGAUGGUGCGUCGGUGGAGCUACGGAAAGACCAAGCACUUUAGGUUUCGACCAGUGUGGUUCCUGCAUUGGGGAAGGCACUGCGGUCAUCGACUGCAAUGGUGACUGUGACGGUACUGCUUACCGCGAUGCCUGUCAAGUCUGCGUAGGUGGCAAUACGAGUGUGGCUGAGGAUGUAAGCGAUCGUUUCUUGGACUGCCUAGGUAUCUGUAAUGGUAGUUUUGUGACCAAUGAUUGUGAUGAAUGCGUGCUGCCAUUCAGCGAUGGGACUAUUUUCUCCACGGCGGAUUGUAACGGUGACUGCAAUGGAUUUGCCGACAUAAAUGAGUGUAGUUACUGUGUUGGGGGUAAUACCGGUAACUCUGUGGAUACUGGAUUGUCUGCAUGUGGAGUCUGCAAUACUACGAUCGAACCAGACUUCUGCCUCGGCUGUGAUGGCGUCGCUGAUAGUGGCCUAGUGACCGAUGCGUGUGAUGUAUGCGAUGGGGAUGGUAGCACUUGUUUCACCGUGGACAAUAUAGCUCCCUCUAUCAUCCCAGCUAACACCGACUAUCAGGUUAAACUUCGUGGUGCCGGAUUCCAAGAUGCGACUACCAAACAGUGUAAGUUCCUGGAUAGCAGCGGUGAGCAGGUCAGCGUGGUCGAUAUCAGCGAUGAGGUGGAUGACGAGUUCAACUGCACCGCUAAUCUUCCUCAAGGAACGUAUUCUGUUUACCUUUCGACGGAGUCAACGGAACUAUCAGAAGCAUUCGUCACCCUCUAUGUCUAUUCAGAAGUUAUAAUAAACAGCUUAUCCCAGAGCGAGUUUGAUAUAGAUGAUAGUGUGAUUUCCAUCUCUGUCAACAUGGUAUCAACAAGCGGAGCCUUUACGGCAUACAAGGACUUGACCACUCCAAAAGCUAUCGUCUUCACAGAGACCGAGAGACUUUACUACGAAGGAACUUUUGGAGGAGACAACGACGAGCUUCUCGAGUUUACGGGUCCGAUGCUGACUACCUCGGCUCAAGUUGUCGUUUACCCGUCCUUCAACGGAAUCGACUACCUGGUCACCCCCGAUGAUGCUGGUUUCACGAUCACCUACUACGCCCCUGCACCGGUCGCUCAGAGUCUUAAAUUCUCCCCUACUGGACAUCUUCUGGAACUCGAGUUCGACGUCGCAAUCAACGAAGACUCGGUGACAUCAUGUGAUGCAGUAUUCAUGAAUAUCACCAGCCUGGGUGGUGCUGCUGCCCAGUGCUUUGCAUUCCCUUACCUAAAAACUAUCUAUAUACUACCCUUCAGUUCGGCCAGUGUAAAUCUUAUUGGACCAGAUGAUGAGCUAGUGCUGCGCGCUGACGUUCUGAAAAAACGUGAUGAGGAAUACGCUCGGUACGCCAGCGGUACUCUUACCGCAUCCUCCCCCGACGAGGCGGUAACCGUCUACGCGGCUCUGACCGGUACAGAAGCAAUUAGCAGCUGCGGUAAUGUACGACUUAGUGCUCUGCAAUCCUUUGGAAACGCAGGACGUUUUUUCACCUAUCAGUGGUCUGUGACCAGUGGCGGUUCGAUCCCAUCUGGCUUGACGGAUGAUCUAACAGCCGCAGCGGAGUCCGCCUAUGUCACUCUCGAUGGAUCCUACCUCGACGCGGACGUGCCGUAUACAUUCAGCAUGACAGCAGAGAACUUCCUCGGAGGCAGUGACACAAAGACCUUGGAGGUGACUCGGUCUGCUCUCAACAAACCAGACGUCGUGAUCUACCCGGAAAGAGUUGAUCCUAAUAGUGCCCUUAUCUCGCAAGCGUUCUACCUCCGCGCUGCUGUACGAUUCUACGAGGCCUGCGGUGGAGCUGAGCAGAUGGAGUAUGCCUGGUCUGUAGAUGAUGAUAGUAUUGCUCUUAACCUACAAACCAUAAACAAACCACUCCUGUAUGUGGCAGCUGGUUCUUUACCAGGCGACUCCCAAGUGACCUUCACACUGGAGGUCAACCGGGAAAGUGAUCCCAGCACGGUGACCACGCAGACCGUGACCAUUACCACGGUCUACACCGACCUCGACGCCCUAAUCGAUGGCGGGAGUGAGCGGACCAUCGGCGUCGACAGUGAGUCGUUCACACUGGAUGGAUCGUCGUCGUUUGAUCCCGACAGUGAAAAUGAAGAGAUGACCUACCUCUGGACUUGUCAGAAGUCGAACACUGAGACAGGCAGCUACGAGCCUUGUGUAUCAAGCGAGACACGUGAGGUGUUCCCGGCGGAAGCUGACUCCAAAACAAGUACUCUCACGUUAGCUUCCAACAAUCUUUACUCGGACUCCACCUAUCUGUUCACUCUGGAGAUCAACAAACUGUCAAGGACAGCAUCGACCAGUGUCACCAUCCUUUCCAAGUCUGGCAAUCCUCCAACGAUCAGUCUCGAUGAAUCCCUUCCUGAGAAGAUAAAGAGCAGUAGUUCUCAUACGCUACGAGUAUUGAUCAGCCAUACAUCAGAUAUUACCAUUGACUGGGCUACUGUCGACAUAGAUCUUGGAUAUGGAUACGUUGACUUUUCACAGCUGAAUAGUCAGUCAUUCCUUAUACAAGGAGAUACAUCACCCUUCAUCACAUACGCCUUUGUAACUAUCCCCACAGGAACUUUGGAAGAGGAUGUUGCCUACUCUUUCUCAGUGACGGUAACUGAUACCGAAGGACAGGUGUCAGCUAGUAAAUUGACUACCAACACGUAUGGAGGAGUAUCAUCCUGUACAUUCAGUUUGGGUGAUGGUUCAACCAGCUAUCAAGAACUUGACGAGAUCACUCUCCUAACUCAGAACUGCGUGACUGAUGAAGAAGCUUACCCUCUGUCUUACCAAGUGUUCCGUGAGAAGGUCGAAUCAUCUGUCACCCGUUACAACGCGAUGACGGGUGCAUUGGCAGAAGCGAGCAGCACUAUAUUGGGUCUGCCGUCCUUUAGCGACAACCAGAACACAUUUGUUGUCAAGGUGUGCAAUGAUUUUGGAAGCUGUUCCUCGUACAGUCUUACAUUGGACGUCACUCCCAUCGCAUCUUUCAGUCAAGAACAGUUUGAUGAAAGUAUAACCAAUCUGGUAGAACCACAAAAGCUCUCAGGGAAUUUCCUAGAUGCGCUGGUAAACUUCAACACCAUCACGUCAGUGGGUGUCGACAGCACGAGUAGGAAACGGAGAGCAGUCUCGGAGACAUCCAGCACAGCUACUGAGCAGCUGGAUUUACUUCAGAAUGCCAUCUCGUCGACGGUCCUUGACACGGCCACCGCCCAGACUCUGCUUGAUCAGUCGGAUGGCGUGGUCAUUGCUGAUCUCACACUGUCUGAUAUGGACAUAUACCUGGAUAUUUUAAUUGAGCUCGUAGCUGUUUUCAGUGAUGAAGGGCUUCCAGAGUCUAGCGCCGAGAUCGUUCUUACAAAGACAAGCGAGAUCGCUGCUGAACUCGACCCUCAAUACAACUCGGACAUGCUUGCCAAAAUUACGACCCUGAGAAACACAUUAAUCCAGGGCCAGCUGAGUCAGAUCCCACUUGGAGGGGACCCUACGGAGACCAGGUCUGGUUCCGUUACCACCAGGGCCUUCUAUGCUAUCCCUAGUGAUACCCUCAGUACUGCAUCCAGCAACACCUCCUUCAACGUCAAGUUCGGAAGCGAGAUCGAAAGCUUAUAUGGUGCAAGUUGGUCGUGUGCUUCUGGAAGCACUUGUUCUGGUGUUCAGAUCAUGUUUACGCAGUACGACGACGAGGUUGAUUACUACUCGACUACGGACGAGGAUAAGGCGAACAGAGCAUCUUCUAUCCUUGAAAUCGAUCUGCUUGACCCGAGUGACAAUUCUGAGUUGAGUAUUACUGGACUGAGCAGCCCCAUAUCAAUCAACAUGACCGCUUCACGCCUCCAAUCCGACAAAGUCUAUGACUGCUAUUGGUGGGACACUAGCAGCAGCUCUUGGAGCCAGGAUGGACUUACGACCGUCUACCACUCCUCGGUCUUGUCUGAGUGCCAAACUACUCAUCUUUCAGCCUUCACCCUGAUCGCUGUUGAUUCUCCUACUACGAUUAUGAUGGCUACCACGAUAGUUGAUGACGCCAGUACUUCUACCGAUGCAGUAGCCUCGACUGCGACAACGGAAAUCAGUGAGAGCGGCAGCAGUGGUCUAAGUUCUACCGUCAUCAUCGUCAUUGCCGUGGUCAUAUCUGUCGUUUUGAUCCUAAUUAUUAUCAUCGCCAUCGUGGUCGUGAUGUCGAAGAAGUCCUCCAAGGUCGGUAAUGCUGAUAUCGAGAACUCGAACGGCAAUGGUGCCAGGAAUGGGACCAGCACCGCCGAUGGACUCGCUCCUGUUGAAUCUGCGAACCAGGCAUUCAAUGCCCCACCAACAGCACCGGCCCACCCAACCCAUACUGUUCAAGUGGUCGCUGCCCCAGCUUCGGCACCUGCUUCUCAAGAGCCUAUCAUGGACGUUGCAGACCUUCCUGGAUCCCCAUCACCCCCUCCUGAUGGACCCCAUAUUGAUACCAUCAUAAAGGAUGUUCAGAAUGAUAGUAGGGCCCAAACUCCAAUGGAUAGAGCCAUGACGCCCGUUGAAUAAGUACAUAUCCCAAUUCUCCGUCCCGUCCCUAAUUUGGGAAACAUUUCGUUUGUAAAAAGGCUUUGAAUUAUUGCAAACACAGUGGUCUAUGACUGCAGUUGAUAGGAUAAGGAUUAUAGUUUAAUAAUUCCUUCUUCACCCCUCCCCACCCCCAUAAUCCGUCCAACCGUAUUUUGAGAAACCUUGUGACUCGAUAGAGGCUUUCAAAUAUUUAUUAUAAGUUUUACUGAAUAAUACAAAAUAGUUAUUCUGAUGAAACGUAUUGUAUUCAUGUUUGCAGUUGCAACUUAUGGUAGACCAACUUAUAGCAUUUAAAAUAUGUUUGCCCACAUAUUAGUAUUUAAUUAUCUCGUCACCGGGUUAACGAGAUACAUUCGUCUUUUGAUGUUUGAUAAGUCUGGAAAAAGUAUAUAUUAUAUGAUAACCAUGUGAAGUUUCACCAACAAAAAUCAGCAAAUGCGCAAUUUUUUUUAAUCCUUGCUUGAAACAUUAUAUAAGUGACUUUUUGAAGACAAAAAAUGCAUUAAUCUUGCAGCACAUUAAAUCACUUGUAGGAAAUAUUCUAUGACUAUUUAGUUUCGUGAAUGUUCCUAGGCCAAUAGUCAAUUGCAUUUGUAAUCGUCAUUAAUCUGAAGUGUGCCAAUGUAAGGUGCCAAUGGUAUUGUAUACAAUACAAGCAUAUAUAGUAUAAUUCAACUGAUGAUCCAAUUAAAUGUUCUAACCUAGUAUACUGAGAAAAGAGCUCAUGAACUACUAAUAUGAUAAGAGAUUUUAUUAGUUUUUUACGCUGUGAUGAAAGAUGUUACGUCAUUAAAAGUGACAUUUUGUGUCUACAAAAUCCGUUCCAAUGAUAUUAACUAUGCAAUGCGCCAACUUGACACUUAUUCAGGUAAUAAAGGUAUAAUUUGACUUCAAGAUAAGCUUUUUUUGUGUUUUUUCUGGAAUAAAAUUUGCAUGAGGUAAUUUUAAAGACUUUUACAUUAAGUGUGAUCUAGAAAAUAGUUUAUAGUUUAUCUUGACGCUAUUUUUUCUUUUAAUUUUUGUUCCCAUUCAAUCAUGUAAAUACUAUUUUGAGGUGAUGUUAUGUGCAGUGUUUUGCUGUCUUUAAUGUAUAGGUGUUAAGAUAAUCAAAAUUGUUAUAACAUUUUCCGGAUGUUAGGAAAUUCACGUAUUGUAGGCGAUGAAUAUAAUGAGUCUUUACUCAACCCAUAAACCUAACUUGACUAAAGCUUUAUCUGAUUUUUAUAUGCAAAUAGAUGUUGUUUAUUUUUGUGGCUCUCGGUUAGAAAUAAGGUUCCCGUAAAGUUCUAUCUAAGUAAACAUUUAUUUAUAUAAAAGUCACUUUGUUAUUUCGUAUGUAUAUGAUACUAAAGAUCUUUCAUGAUUGUACAAAGUACACGAAUGAUGUUUUUCUGUAGAUACCCGCUUUAUGAAACCAUUCGUUUUCUGGAAAACCGGUCAACGAGUUUAAGUAGCGGAUCUCUAAACCCAAAAUGGCAUACUGAAAGUGUCUCCCCUAGUUGUAUUUUUAAUUUUAGGCCUAGAUCCUACAAACACAAGCCUUAAUGAAAAUCAGCAUUAAUUUCCCUCUUUACAAUAUCAAAGUUCAACGCUUAUCGAUUUCAUGAACACUGUCGUAAUUUCUCAUUCUUUUAUCUUGAGGCUAUCAAUACUUAAUUUGUCUUUCUCGACUAUGUCAGAUUUUAAAUUUAAACAAAAUUAUAUUCAUGACAAACAUGAAAGCGUAGAGUGAAAUGCAUGCUGAGACAAUCAUAUUAAUGUGUGAUAAGAAGGGGUUUGAGGUGAACUAGAAUAUCUGUGAUGUACUAUGGUGUUUCAAUCUCAAACUAACUCAAACAAACUCUCUUUGUGAUUAUUGAUAUGAUAAUAAAUAUUUUGCUGUGUGCCCGUA
This is a messenger RNA of Strongylocentrotus purpuratus (purple sea urchin), 12900 nucleotides long. RefSeq names its product receptor for egg jelly 8 (gene REJ8). Bases 213 to 10988 code for a protein of 3591 amino acids. Gene Ontology annotation, cellular component: plasma membrane. Lineage: Eukaryota; Metazoa; Echinodermata; Echinoidea; Camarodonta; Strongylocentrotidae. Gene Ontology annotation, molecular function: protein phosphatase regulator activity; protein phosphatase 1 binding. The record is from RefSeq and is a predicted model, not a curated record. The transcript is spliced from 31 exons.